Molecule: messenger RNA, 3127 nt
Organism: Brassica napus (rape)
Lineage: Eukaryota; Viridiplantae; Streptophyta; Magnoliopsida; Brassicales; Brassicaceae
Product: phosphatidylinositol 4-phosphate 5-kinase 6
Exons: 8
Coding region: 783-2924 (713 amino acids)
Biological process (GO): phosphatidylinositol metabolic process
Molecular function (GO): 1-phosphatidylinositol-4-phosphate 5-kinase activity; ATP binding
Source: RefSeq, a predicted model, not a curated record
AGCUGAAGUUAACGUUGAGCACUUUUGAUCUUUGUUGUAGUAACUUGGUCAUCACGGUUUUCAUCUUCACAAACCAAACAACAAAACUGUGAAACCAAGUAAGCAUUGUUUAUUUUAGGUCAGACCGGUGAAGCAUCAUAGCAACUUAGUAAGGUCGAUAAACCUCUCUCAAACCUCUUACUUUAUGUCUGAUUUCAUUUUAGUUUUCAACGAUUCUCUUAUCUUUUGUUAUCAACAACCUAAGCGUAUAUUAAAAGAGGGUGGGUACGGAUUCAUGAGGUCAAACAUUUUGAACUAAAAGAAAACUACAUAUAACCGGGUGGGAACUUCUCAUUACAACAAGUAUUAUUUAUAGACAAAAAAAAAAGAAAUAGGAAAUGACGUAAGCAUUAACAAGGGAACCACGUCGCUCAUUGUGAGGCCCCUCCAGAUGUCUGGUUAGGUAGUCGCUUUAGGAAUCAAACGCGGAGCUCCAAUAACAAUAUGGCCAUUACCAAACUCUUCAACCUCUCUAUCGAAUCACCAUCACCAAUUCAACACACAACAACAUUCUCGUCUUCAAUCUUUCUGUUGAUCAUCAUCAUUUCUCCACGCCAAUCAAAACGUCUCAUCUCUCUCUCUAUGUCCUCAUCGCUGUUCUAAAGAAGACCAAGAUCCUCCCAUUGUCUUAACACAAUCCUCCAAAUGAGACUUAGCGAUCUAGCAAUGAACGAACGAAGACGAAGAAGACAUAUCUGAAAACAAAACACAAAAAAAAAAGACAAAACAAAACAAAAUAAGAAAUGUCGGUAGCACACGCAGACGACGCCGACGACUACAGCCGACCAACGGGAGAGACAUACCACGCGGAGAAAGCCUUACCGAGCGGAGACUUCUACACAGGCCAAUGGAGAGACAACCUCCCCCACGGGCACGGCAAAUACCUCUGGACCGACGGGUGUAUGUACGUCGGAGAAUGGCACCGCGGCAAAACCAUGGGGAAAGGCCGUUUCAGCUGGCCCAGCGGCGCCACCUACGAAGGCGACUUCAAGAACGGCUACAUGGACGGCAAAGGCACUUACAUAGACUCCUCCGGAGAUUUAUACCGAGGCUCGUGGGUGAUGAACCUGCGGCACGGCCAAGGCACGAAGAGCUAUGUCAACGGAGACUGCUACGACGGCGAGUGGAGGAGAGGGUUGCAAGACGGGCACGGGAGGUACCAGUGGAAGAACGAGAAUCAUUACAUAGGGCAGUGGAAGAACGGGAUGAUGAACGGUAACGGGACGAUGAUAUGGAGCAACGGGAACCGUUACGACGGGUCUUGGGAAGACUCUGCUCCUAAAGGGAAUGGUACUUUCCGUUGGUCGGAUGGGAGUUUUUACGUCGGUGUUUGGAGUAAAGAUCCUAAAGAACAGAACGGGACUUAUUACCCGUCGACGUCUACGGGGAACUUUGACUGGCAACCGCAACAAGUGUUCUACGUUGAUUUGAGUGAGUGUGUGGUUUGUACUUGUCAGAGGAUACCGGUUUUGCCGUCUCAGAAGAUGCCGGUUUGGUACGGUUCUUCUUCUGAGCAGAGUAGUAGUGGGAACAGGACUAAGAGCAGUGAGAGGCCGAGGAGGAGGUCUGUCGAUGGAAGAGUUAGUAAUGCUGAAAUGGAGUUGAGGAAUAAUGGUUCUGGUUAUCUUCAGGUAGAUGAUACGGAGAGUAACAGAUCACCGUUGGGGCCGUUGAGAAUACAACCUGCUAAGAAACAAGGACAGACUAUCUCCAAAGGACAUAAGAAUUAUGAUCUCAUGCUUAACUUGCAGCUUGGGAUUAGACAUUCUGUUGGAAGACCAGCACCGGCAACAUCGCUUGAUUUGAAGGCUUCUGCGUUUGAUCCAAAGGAAAAACUUUGGACGAAGUUUCCAUCUGAGGGAUCUAAAUACACUCCUCCGCACCAGUCUUGUGAGUUCAAAUGGAAGGACUAUUGUCCUGUGGUUUUCAGGACUCUGCGGAAACUGUUUAAUGUGGAUGCAGCAGAUUAUAUGUUAUCGAUUUGUGGCAAUGAUGCUCUUAGGGAGCUAUCAUCUCCAGGGAAAAGUGGAAGUUUCUUCUACUUGACCAAUGAUGACCGCUACAUGAUCAAGACCAUGAAGAAGGCAGAAACAAAAGUUCUUAUAAGGAUGCUUCCGGCUUACUACAACCAUGUAAGGGCAUGUGAAAACACUCUAGUUACGAAGUUCUUCGGUCUUCACUGCGUGAAACUGACUGGCACUGCACAGAAAAAGGUUCGGUUUGUAAUCAUGGGGAAUCUAUUCUGUACUGGCCACUCCAUCCAUAGACGGUUUGACCUGAAAGGAUCAUCUCAUGGCCGUCUUACCACUAAACCAGAGUCUGAAAUAGAUCCAAAUACAACACUUAAAGAUCUUGAUCUAAAUUUCUUAUUCCGGUUGCAAAAGAACUGGUUCCAAGAAUUUUGCAGGCAAGUGGACAAAGACUGUGAAUUUCUUGAACAAGAGAGGAUCAUGGACUAUAGUCUCUUGGUUGGUCUUCACUUUCGAGAAUCUUCGUGCAAUAACUCUGCCACUCCUACUUCCGGAGCUAGAACCCCGACCGGAGACAAUCGUCCCUCUCGAGGAGAAAUGGACCGGUUUCUACUCGAUGCCAGCAAGUUAGCAUCAAUGCAACUAGGUAUAAACAUGCCUGCAAGAGUUGAAAGAACGGUGAGAAGAAGUGACGCUGAGAAUCAGCUUGUUGGGGAACCAACUGGUGAAUUUUACGACGUGAUUCUCUACUUUGGUGUUAUAGACAUUUUACAAGACUACGAUAUAAGCAAGAAGCUUGAACAUGCAUAUAAAUCAAUGCAGUAUGAUCCAACUUCGAUCUCAGCUGUUGAUCCAAAGCAAUACUCUCGACGUUUCAGGGAUUUCAUCUUCAGGAUCUUCGUUGAAGACACUUGAGAGAGUUUGAGACCAAUCCAUUCUAAUUAACUUGCACACACCCAAGGACCAAUGAACUUGAGGUUUUCUUUUUGUUAGAAAUUCUAUUUUUCUAUAUAGAAAUAUCUGUAAAUUUUAAUAUUCGUUAUUUAACCAAGUAUUGUUUCUUCUUUGUAUUGCGUUUCUUUAAACGUGAAAGAAAGGAUGUGUAUAGAUGUUGACUU